UCCCACCCAUUACACGGUCACACAGACACCAGGCGAGUCUGUCUGCAGGUAUAAAGAGCAGCUGUCUGCUGGGACACGGCACUCGUCCUAGAUCAGUGCAGGGGAGCCUUGUGGUCGGAUAAACUCCCAGUAUCCUGCAGCCAAACCAGUCAUACCAAACCGUCUCCAGAGACAUGAGAGAGUGCAUCUCCAUCCACGUGGGCCAGGCGGGUGUCCAGACAGGAAACGCCUGCUGGGAGCUCUUCUGCCUCGAGCACGGCGUUGGUCCCGAUGGCGUCUCCCUGGACAGUCCUGCAGAACCCAACUCUCGCGAAGACCCAUUCAACACUUUCUUCAGUACUGGGAGCUAUGGGCGUCAUGUUCCCAGAGCAAUCUACGUGGACCUGGAGCCCACAGUGGUUGAUGAAGUGAGAGUUGGGAAGUACAGAGAGCUUUUCCACCCUGAACAGCUGAUCUCUGGAAAGGAGGAUGCCGCCAACAACUACGCUCGAGGCCAUUACACUGUCGGGAAAGAAAUCAUUGAUGAUGUCAUGGAGCGUAUUCGUAAAAUGUCGGACCAGUGCACCGGCCUUCAGGGGUUCCUGGUCUUUCACAGCUUUGGAGGUGGAACCGGCUCUGGCUUCACCUCCCUGCUGAUGGAGCGCCUGUCUGUCGACUACGGCAAGAAAUCCAAGCUGGAGUUCUCCAUCUACCCAGCUCCCCAGGUGUCAACUGCUGUGGUGGAGCCCUAUAACGCCAUCCUGACCACCCACACCACCUUAGAGCACUCCGACUGCGCCUUCAUGGUGGACAACGAGGCCAUCUAUGACAUAUGUCGUCGCAACAUGGACAUUGAGAGUCCUGGUUACACCAACCUAAACAGAUUGAUCGGUCAGAUCGUUUCCUCAAUCACCGCCUCCCUUCGUUUUGACGGCUCCCUCAAUGUGGACCUGAUGGAGUUCCAGACCAACCUGGUCCCCUUUCCACGUAUCCACUUCCCUUUGGUUACCUACUCGCCCAUCAUCUCUUCUGAGAAGGCCUACCACGAGCAGCUGACUGUGACUGAGAUCACCAGUGCCUGCUUCGAGCCGCUCAAUCAGAUGGUCAAGUGUGAUCCUCGUCACGGAAAGUACAUGGCGUGCUGCAUGCUGUACCGAGGCGACGUCGUCCCAAAGGACGUAAACGCUGCAAUCGCAAAUAUAAAGACCAGGCGUUCCAUUCAGUUUGUCGACUGGUGCCCAACUGGAUUCAAGGUGGGCAUUAACUACCAACCUCCCACUGUAGUUCCUGGUGGAGACCUGGCCAAAGUCCAGAGGGCUGUGUGCAUGCUGAGCAACACCACGGCCAUCGCUGAGGCCUGGUCCCGUCUCGACCACAAGUUCGAUCUCAUGUAUGCCAAGCGUGCGUUUGUCCACUGGUAUGUGGGUGAAGGCAUGGAAGAGGGAGAGUUUGCAGAGGCCAGGGAGGACCUGGCCUGUUUGGAAAAGGAUUACGAGGAGUUGGGGGAAAUGAGCCCCGAUUCUGAAAAUGACGACGAGGGCCAAGAAUACUGAACAUCGUGAGGCUGUGACGGCUGCACAGCAGUGACUUUAUCCUUUACCAAGUCAAUAAAGAUUUUAUAUCUGUACUGUGUGUCUUUUAAAAUGGAGUUAACCAAAUUAAUGAUUUUUCUCACUGCCAUGUUUGUAUAUUGUCAACUAAUGUUUUAUUUGAAUUUUGCUGUGAAAUAAAGUUUGUAUGGGCAAAACUUGUUUGAAAUGUGCAGUGCAAGCAGGGUGUUACAGACAGUGGUCAAAGACAAUGCCAUGUAUUCACAUCCCCAUUAUAAAUUCACCUGGGGAACACUUGCAAGUCUGAAAGAUGAGUCUUUUCCGUGGAAAAAAUACAAAGG
Etheostoma cragini (Arkansas darter) is the source of this 1870-nucleotide messenger RNA. It is a transcript of the gene tuba5, whose product is annotated as tubulin alpha 5. Gene Ontology annotation, biological process: microtubule cytoskeleton organization; mitotic cell cycle. Gene Ontology annotation, cellular component: microtubule; cytoplasm. Bases 174 to 1532 code for a protein of 452 amino acids. NCBI's taxonomy places the organism in Eukaryota, Metazoa, Chordata, Actinopteri, Perciformes, Percidae. The record is from RefSeq and is a predicted model, not a curated record. The transcript is spliced from 5 exons. Gene Ontology annotation, molecular function: structural constituent of cytoskeleton; GTP binding.